Messenger RNA from Alligator mississippiensis (American alligator), 930 nucleotides. RefSeq names its product olfactory receptor 13H1. Lineage: Eukaryota; Metazoa; Chordata; Crocodylia; Alligatoridae. Gene Ontology annotation, biological process: G protein-coupled receptor signaling pathway. The transcript has a single exon. Gene Ontology annotation, cellular component: membrane. Bases 1 to 930 code for a protein of 309 amino acids. Gene Ontology annotation, molecular function: olfactory receptor activity; G protein-coupled receptor activity. The record is from RefSeq and is a predicted model, not a curated record.
AUGGGAAUGGACAAUGAAUCUGUGGUGACAGAGUUCAUUUUUGUGGGAAUGCCUGAUGCCCUGUGGGUGAAGAUCAUGCUCUUCAUUGUCCUUUUCAUCAUCUACUUGGGAACACUGAUUGGAAAUAUCUUCCUGAUUGUGCUCACUAGGGUGGACAUCAAACUCCAUACACCCAUGUACUUUUUCCUCAGUAACUUGUCCUUCUUAGAUGUCUGCUACACCACUAGCACCCUGCCUCAGCUGAUGGCUCACAGUCUCUCCAACAGGCCCUCCAUCUCCUUGUCCAGGUGCUUUGCCCAGAUGUACAUUUCACUCUUCCUGGGCAUGACUGAGUGCCUCUUGCUGUCCGUGAUGGCUUAUGACCGCUGGGUAGCUGUAUGCAACCCAUUGCGCUAUGCCCUUAUUAUGAACCACAAGGUCUGUAUUUACCUGGCAGCCAUGUCUUGGAGUGGGGCCUUUAUCCAAUGCUUGUUGCAUCCCAUCACUAUGAAGGUUCAAUUUUGUGGGCACAUCAUUAAGAAUUUUUCCUGUGAACUCUCUGUUGUGCUAAGCCUGGUUUGCUCAGACACCCGUGACCACCAGAUUGUGUUGUUAUCUACCAAUAUCCUCAGCCUACUUCUCCCCUUCACCUUCAUCCUUGUCACCUACACCCAUAUCAUUGUAGCUGUUCUCAGCAUUCGUUCUGCCAAAGGCAGAUCCAAGGCCUUCUCCACCUGCACAUCCCACCUCAUUGUGGUUACCAUCUUCUAUGGGACUUGCAUCUUCAUGUAUCUGCGGCCUAAGUCCCAGUCAUUCCCAGAUCAGGACAAGUACAUUUCCCUAUUUUAUGGAGCUAUAACUCCCAUGCUCAACCCAAUAGUCUACAGCCUGAGGAACAAAGAUGUAAAAGGUGCCCUGCGGAAGUUCACAGGAGGGAAAAUGAAUUCCUGA